AAAAAUUCUCCAUUCUAAGGAUGAGGGGCCCUGAGUCAAUGGAUGUUUUUCUGUAGGGAUGAGUAAAGACUGUUUUGCUUUAUUCUUGGGGGGGGGGCGGUUGUGUGGGAUGGAGGGUGAAGGAGUAAUGCCUGGGAAAUGAAAACAGACUCUGGUUGGUUUGUGGUAUUUUGGGAAGAUGAGGGGGUGGAAGAGGCAAGCCCAUGCAAUUACUGUGCUGGGGAGAGGGGAGGAGAGGGGUACAUGAUGUACACCCAAAAUGAGCAAAAAUGUCUUGGUUAAGGAGGGAUAUGUGGGUGAAGGGGCAGGCAGAUCCUAGCCCUGGCCGAGGGAUGGUAUCUCUCAGGCUCAAAUAAGUGCACUUAGUUCCUUUAAUCCAGGGCAUUGGGGUACCUACUGAGGUUUUUAUUGGAGAGGGGAAAUAUUUGGGCUUCUUAUUUUCCCCCUUUUAAGACAGUGCUACCCUUUCACCCUACAUUCCCCACCCCAGCCCUGAUGGAGCAAGUAAACUAUAGGAUAGGUCUCCAAAUUCCUACCUUAAUCUGUGCUCAUUUUAUUGGGAGUUACAAGAUUUAAUCAAAAGUUUUUCCCUCAUACUGGAUUCUAUCAACAAAAUAAAAAUUAUAUCAAAAAAAUUUUUUUUAAAGAUUCAAAGUCUUUAUGGAGUGGGGUGGUGUGAAACAUGGUGCUGUACAGGGCCUGGAGGGAAGUACUCUCCCUCUCUUCCUGGCUCAGUUUCUUUUCAAGCGAAACUAAAGCUCACAGACCAAUAAAACAAAAGUUAGCAAUGACUUCAUAUUGUGUAUUUGGGAAGUGAUACAGAGGCAGGAAAAAUGGAGCUGGUUCCAAAUGGUCUCUUUUCUAAACAGCCACACAUCCAAGGUUCCAGUCACAUUUGUCUUUCCCAUUACGACGCUUCAGAGAUGACUCCCCGACUUACUCUGACACCAGUUACUCUCGACUCUUUGUUGUUGUCUUUCUCCAAGCAGUCAGUGCCCCAGACACCAGAUGAGAAGACAGAAUUGGAAGCCCCUUCCCGGCCUGGAAUCACCUGCACCCCAGAUUUUUCUAAUUUCCUUUCCCUGCAGACCCUUCAGCUGCAGUUUCAGUGAGUCACACAGGCACUCCUGUCUGUUUCACUUUGUAGGUACCCAGCCUGCAAAUCUCAGGGUGUUUUGUCCCAUACUUAAGUAGUUUAACAAAAUAUUUAUUAUGACGUCCUCAUGUAGACUUUCUCCAUGCCACCGCCCUUCACCGGCCACGUGGGUUAGGGGCGGUAGGAAAGAGGAGCGGAAGCUGGCUGAGGGUGACUGGAGAGCGGUGGGGGGUGGGGAGGACGUUGGCCUCUUUCUGUGCUUAUAACUGGAUCUGUGACUCAUCUCGUGAGUCACUCAGCUCCACCCCCCUCCUCCAGCUGCCCCUCCCAGCAGCCUUCACUCUUGGCACAAACCUGCAACCAGACCAGGAUUCUGAAAAUGGAAAAAUCUGAUACAGCCCCUUGCUUCGGCAUCCCUCCUUUCAUCCACUGAAACCUCCACUGGUGUGGGGGUGCUGAGAGUCCUGGUCCCUCCUAUUACUUAGCCCUCAGCUGCUGCCCCUUUACAUUCCUCUGCUCAUCCAAGUCACCCACUUUUUUCUCCCUUCCACCUCCCCCCAUUCCCCUGAUGUUUUUUUCCUCUGGAUUCCUCUGCUGCUGCUAUACCUCAAAAUAUUAAGGAUAGAAUGAGGCUCUUGAAUGAAGGGUGGUGGGGAGAAGGAAAAUGGGGAAAGGGAUUUUAAAGUUGUGGGACACAGCUCUUCCUAGUGCAAGAGACCUUGGGAAGUAUUUCUUCCCAAGAGAUUGAGGCCCAUGGAAAGUAGGUGGGGUUGGGGGUGCUUGGGAGCUUUUAGGACUAGAGUAAGGCUUCUGGGCCACCUUCCUAGCAGGUGUAUGCCUCUUUGUUCCAAAUUAACUUCCUGUCUCACAAUAUCUUUACUAUUUCCACAGUAGCGGCCAAGACAGGGAACUUUUACAGCUGAGGCCGGAAGGGGGUGUGUGCUGAGAGGAGGAGAGAGUUGAGUGUCUCUUUGGAAAACUGGGGCCCCCACCGAAGGUCUGCUGCCUCUGUACAGACUCAAAAUCAAUAAAACAGCAGCUCAUUAACCCUUAUUUUGUAUUUCAUUUCCCGUCUUUUUCGCAUCUAAGUGCAGACUUUUGCUUCCUAUCCAGGCACCAUCAACUGCAGUUCCUUUAUUUCCCUCCUAGGGUCCUCCCCACCCACCUCUGCUGCUCGGGUUGCAGGAAGGAUGGUGGGAGAUGGGGCUGUUGAACUGAUAGAGCUUUCCAGCCCUCAGCUUUGAAGGUCCUGAACAUGAAUCAUUAAUUUGGAGAUCUGGUGUUUGGGUUGGAGGGAGGGCUCAUGUAGCUGGAAUGGGCUCUGGUUUCCCACUGGUGUGUGUGUCUGUGUGUGUGUUGGGUUAAGUAGCAAGAUCUCUUCCCUGGGCCUACCCCCACCCCCAGAACUUGCCCAUGAACACACCUGUACUUGUCUGCAUCCCGGAGAUACUUCAAUUUCUCUCCCCAAUUUUCUCAGGGCAUCCUCCACAUGAGGUAUGUUUCAUGCUGUCUGGGGAAUGAUAUUCAAAAUGCUUUAACUCCCCUCCCUCAUUUCUUGGGCCUUCCCAGGCAAAAAUCCCCUGAGGCCCAAUUUCCCUUGUGUCUGGGGAGGCAGCAAGGAAGCCUGAACUGCUUUUGCAUUCCUCCCACCGCACCACCCCCUUUAAGAAGACAAAAAACCUGAGCCCAAAUUAUUCCAGGUUAAUACUCGGCAUUACUGCUCCCCUCAAAUAGUUUCCAGUGCUUGUGAACAGAAAGAGCAUAGGAUAUGGGACUGGGAAAAGAAUCUGGGUAUGUUUUCCCCCCGUUACCCACUUUUCCCUCACCUUUUCCAGGCUCCUCCACUUUUCCAAAACUGUGUGUAUUCCCCUUUAAGGGGCUGGGCAUCUCUCCCGCCCUCUCCAGAGUCGACUGAAGUUUCCGAGGAGCCUCCUCUUGCUGGGUUGGACACACCUUUCAAAAGACCCCUAAUCGUGCUCCGUGCACCUCAAACGCUCCUUUCCCUGGUGCUGUGCCCUGCCCCUCUCCCUGACUUCUCUCUUCUCGACUAUAAGAUUCAGCCUCUCCCUAAGGGGCUUGAGCAUCCUCAAGGUUUCCCACCCUUCACUGCUCCAUCCCCGGAUGGAGCCAGAGAAAUGUGGUGGGGGGGUCGGGGCCAGAGUUUCAACAUCGCCCCCCAGAAGGCGGAGCCAGACAUGGGGCUCUCUGGGCCAAAGUCUGUCCGGAGGACUGGGACGCUGGAGCCCAGGAGUUGUCAGCUUGGUAGUCACCUGGCCUCGGGAUGCCUCCCAGGAGACUCCCCUGAGCAGUGAAUAUGAUUUUGUCCUGGUCAACAUUGGGCGAUUAGAGGCUGUGAGCGGCCUGUCCAGAGUCCAGCUCCUCCGUCCAGGGUCCCCACUUAAAUUUAUCCCUGAGGAGAUUCUCAUUCAUGGCCGAGACUUCCGGCUGCUCAGAGUUGCUUUUGAGGCUGGAGGACUAGAGCCUCAGGCCUUUCAGGUGACCAGUGCCAUUGUCCAAGCCAGAGCUCAGAGCAGUCAAGCCCAACAGUAUGCAGGGAUAUCCCUGAGCAAGGCUGGCCAGAGUUCAGGGUCCAGAAAACCACCUAUUCCCCUCUUGGAGACAUCAGAAGACUGGGAGACUGAGCGGAAAAAGCAGGGGGCCAGGGGCUGGAGGGUCAGCACUGUCAAUGAGAGGUUCGACGUAGCCACCAGCCUCCCCCGUUACUUCUGGGUCCCUAAGCGAACCCUGGACAGUGAGGUCAGGAGAGCAUUUGGCCACUUCCAUCAGGGCCGUGGACCGCGUCUGUCCUGGCAUCACCCUGGGGGCAGUGAUCUUCUCCGCUGCGGUGGCUUCUAUACAGCCAGCGACCCUAACAAGGAGCAUAUCAGAGCAGUGGAGUCGAUGCUCCAGGCUGGGCAUUCAGAUGUUGUCCUGGUGGACACCGUGGAUGAGCUGCCUAGUCUUACAGAUGUCCAACUUGCCCACUUGAAGCUGAGGGCCCUCUGCCUGCCUGAUUCAUCUGCAGCUGAGGAGAAAUGGCUCUCAGCCCUGGAAGGAACACGAUGGUUGGAUUAUGUCAGGUCUUGUCUUCGAAAGGCCAGUGACAUCUCAGUCUUAGUGACAUCCAGGGUUCGGUCUGUAGUACUCCAAGAGCGCGGUGAUCGUGAUUUCAACGGCCUCCUCUCUUCACUCGUCCAGCUGCUUUCAGCUCCGGAAGCCCGAACACUGCUUGGCUUCCAAUCACUAGUGCAGCGAGAGUGGGUGGCAGCUGGACAUCCCUUCCUGACCCGACUUGGGGUAACAGGAGCCAGUGAAGAGGCUCCAGUGUUUCUCCUCUUCCUUGAUUGCGUCUGGCAGCUCCUCCAUCAGUUUCCAGCUGAGUUUGAAUUCUCAGAGUUUUUCCUUCUUGCUCUUCAUGACAGUGCCAGGGUUCCUGACACUCUCACAUUCUUGAGAGAUACUCCCUGGGAGCGCGGAAAGCAGAGUGGACAGUUCAACUCCUAUACACAAAUCUGUACCCCAGGGUACUCCCAACCCCCUGCUGGGAACUCUGUUAACCUGCAGCUGUCUGUCUGGGACUGGGAUUUACGCUACAGCAGUGAACAGAUAUUACAGUUCCAUAAUCCUGGCUAUGACCCGGAACACUGCCCAGAUUCCUGGCUGCUUAGACAGCAGCCAAGCUUCAUGGUUCCUGGACCCCCCAGUUCUGUGUGGCUUUUCUCCAGAGGGGUCCUGACCCCCCUGAAUCAGCUCUGUCCUUGGCGGGACAGUCCCUCCCUGCUGGCAGUCUCUUCUCGUUGGCUUCCUCGACCUGCUAUCUCCUCUGAAAGCCUGGCUGAUCAGGAGUGGGGGCUCCCCUCACACUGGGGAGCUUGCCCUUUACCCCCAGGGUUGCUGCUGCCUGGAUACCUGGGACCCCAGAUCAGGCUGUGGAGACGCUGCUACCUGAGGGGAAGGCCUGAGGUCCAGAAAGGCCUCUCAGCACCCACAAUCUCUGGCCUCCAGGAUGAGCUAUCCCAUCUUCAGGAGCUUUUAAGGAGAUGGACACCAAGAGUAUCUCCUGAGGAUCAUUCCAAGAAAAGAGAUCCAAAUACCAUUCUCUCCCAAUCCCAUUGAAAUUGCUGUUUUUUUUAAUGGGCAUGGCAGAGGGUGGUCUGGGGUGAGGGAGGGUUCUUUUUAAUCCUCCAAUUUUUCCUGUCUGGUCUUACUGUCUCAGCUUUUGACACUCCCACCCUCAACGAGCUCACUGACCUGACUUUCCAUUGCAGUUGGGUGGUACUAACCUUCUCCCAACUCUUGCCCUGUCCUGUUUCGUUCCUUGAGAUAUGUUUCUUAUGAUUUGAGGAAUUAAGAAACAAAAGCAAUCCAGAAUACAAUUACCUUUGUUUUUUUCAAGGCAAUUCUAUGCCUUUGGAUAUCCAGCUGUUAAGCUGUGAGAUGAGAGAUGCUGUUCAUCAGUUCUAACAAGAUGGUCUGCAGAACUCAUCCUUACCUCCUCUUGCUGCUUCCUUAAUUCCCAUUUCUGUUUCUUCCCUUUAGUUUUCUAUGGGUGGGUAUGGGAGGCCCCCAGUCUCCUCCAAUUGUAUAUUUUGUAGUGACAUUUCUAUUUAAGGAGUUCAUUAAAGCACAGUAUUUAUACACAUUGCUGGCAUUAUCUCUUGUGUCUGAAUAAAAGAUCCUAGGUAAGAAAUUGAUCGGUAUGAACCGGGAGAGGAUGGGACCCACCAUAUUAUCGUUAAGGAAAUAUGGGGAUACGUCAGGCGAAGUCCACAGGCAUCUUUUUAGAAAAGAUGGGGCAAAGAGCAUACCAAGACAUUGUUGCUGGGCCCGGGGUGUUCUGGUGCUUGAAACUGAGCCUCUGGGCUCCAAUGUCAACCAUCCCUCAGCUUUGGUCACACUUCAUCUCUGAGCCUCAGGUUUCCAUCACCCUCCAAGCAAUAGGACUAGGUGAGCUCGGACGUCAACCCAGCUCAGACGUUCCGCAACCCUCUUCCCUGAGGAACAAAGACACGACUCAAGCUCAAGCUGGGGCUGGCGCCGCCCCUGCCCCAAGGCUGCGGGCCAGGGUGGAGGGCCGCCUCCGCGCCCUAACGCAGCCGAAUCCUUGGGACGGGGGUGGUUCCCUCAGCACACCCUUCUCCGGGGAACGGAAGGAUCAAGUGCCAACAAAAUAUUUAAAAAACUAAAGUUGUUCUUUUAGCUUUCGAAUUUACGUUUUUGGGAACACUGUGAUCCUUUAACGUCUAACACUGCCUUAAGAGGGGCUGGGCAUUUCCAUUCCGCCUUCCCCGCUUUGACCGCUCGCAGCCGCAACCUUGCACAGGACCC
Molecule: messenger RNA, 6424 nt
Organism: Ailuropoda melanoleuca (giant panda)
Lineage: Eukaryota; Metazoa; Chordata; Mammalia; Carnivora; Ursidae
Gene: MTMR11
Product: myotubularin related protein 11
Exons: 16
Coding region: 3218-5212 (664 amino acids)
Biological process (GO): phosphatidylinositol dephosphorylation
Cellular component (GO): cytoplasm; membrane
Source: RefSeq, a predicted model, not a curated record